AAGCACGGGGAGAGAGAGAGAGAGAGACUGAAGUCCAAAAGCCAAAGUAAAGUAGCAGCUCCGCUUGACACUACUCCCUGCACACGCGGCGAAGCGAGCGCUCACAACCCCGACACCCCUCUCUCUCCCUCCCUUCCUCCCUGCAUUUGGACUUUUGCUGGGUUCAGAUUUUUCUCCUUUCUUCUUACAUCUGUUCUCUUCGUUCGCAUUCGUUUUUGUGUUAAUUUAAUUGAGUUCGUAUUUUUGAUUCUUACAAUUAUCAUCCGAGUUUCCAUUCCCAAGGGCUAAGUGGGAGUAAUAACUCCUCAUUACUGUUUGCCGUUUCAAAUCGCUUUGAUUUCUGCCCCCUCCCCUCUUCUCUCUGAGAUUUGUUACAGAGAUUGAGCCUCAGCCUUUCAAUUUCAGCUUUGGAAAGGGAAGGACAAGAAAUAAAAAUCACAAGGGUUUUCAAUUGGAGUGUUGAGAGAGGUCCAGUCUGCAUCAUCCUUGACUAUUUUCUUCAGCGAGCGCCCCAAUGACUUUGUGUUCAAAUCUCCAGCGCUUUCUUCAUUCCGUUACGCCAAAUGUUCCUUCAAAAAUCCUUCCCAAGAGCUGCAUUGGUGAUCUAAGCAGCAUAUGGCAUGCAGAAGAUAAAGAUAUAAUCGAAUAUUUUACGCUAAGUGAUCUCUGGGAAUGUUAUGAUGAAUGGAGUGCAUAUGGUGUGGGCACUCUGGUAGUGUUGAACAAUAAUGAGACCGUGACCCAGUACUAUGUUCCAUACCUGUCUGCCAUCCAACUAUACACGAAUAAAUCCUUUCUAACUUUCAGUAGGAACCCAAGAGAGGAUAUUGAUGUUAUGGAAUGUGAGUUUGAAUUCUGGAGUGAUGAUAGUGAGAGUGACAAGCUAUCAAGGUCAUUAAGCAACAACUCCAGCAAGGGAUGGGAUGCCACUUCUGUGGAUUCAAGUGUUGACCAUGACAGUCCAUGGCCAGUGAGGGAUCGCCUUGGUUAUCUUUACUUUCAGUAUUAUGAUACUUGCUCUCCAUACUGGCGGAUUCCACUGCUGGACAGAGUCAGUGAAUUUGCCCAAAAUUAUGCUGGCCUUGUGACAUUGAAGAGUGUUGACCUUUCUCCGGCAAGUUGGAUGGCCAUUGCUUGGUAUCCCAUUUAUCAUAUCCCAACAAAAGGAAAUGUGAAGGAUUUGUCAACAUGCUUCCUGACUUUUCAUACAUUAUCCUCAUCUUUCCAAGAUGACGAUUUGGCAGCUGAGAAUCACAUCCCUCACUCUCAAGUAGUGGACGAAAAAAUAUUGAGAGGAAAAUCUAAAAGUAGAGGCAGCGGUGAAAUUUCUCUUCCCCCCUUUGGGCUGGCUACUUAUAAGAUGCAAGGAGAUAUUUGGAUGAAGCCAGAUGCAUCUGAUCACGAACGACUGAUCGAUCUUCAUAGUGCUGCCGAUUCCUGGUUGAAGCAGCUCAAUGUGCAGCACCAUGACUUCAACUUUUUUACCUCUCGCUCCACCAUAGAUGUUAAUAUGUGUUUGUAACUUCAGCCCUUGGUUUCUUGUGACUCCAUCCGUUACAACAAUGACUUGUUUAUGCACUGAUCACAAGGGAGAAGAGCUCUUAUUUCAUUGCCCGUUUUGGAUUUGUUUCGUCCUUUUAUGAAAUUGAUCCCGUUGAUGACUGGCAAUGGUGUAGUCCAGGUUGAUGGUUCCACCAUAGGGGUGCCCUUACUUCAUCUUUUGUGGAUAGAGAGAGAGAACUGUUAUAUUGCUGUAUAACCUAGCUAGCUUAUUGUGUAUAUCUAUUAUCUGUGUACAUAUCUUUUGAAAGAUAUUAUGUACCUCCCAGAUGAGGAUUUACCUUUUCAGUAUUUAUGGAACAAUUUUCCAAACCAUGAAUUCAAAUACAUGGGACUAAAA
Diospyros lotus (date-plum) is the source of this 1900-nucleotide messenger RNA. RefSeq lists its product as uncharacterized. NCBI's taxonomy places the organism in Eukaryota, Viridiplantae, Streptophyta, Magnoliopsida, Ericales, Ebenaceae. The transcript has 7 exons. The coding region runs from base 515 to 1522 and encodes 335 amino acids. The record is from RefSeq and is a predicted model, not a curated record.